UUCGCUAACACACAGCGCGAAGGUCGUGCAGAGAGCAGAGCACCCAGACUGAAGCGGAGAACAAACUAACUUUACCAACAUAAACUGCAGCCAGGAGAGUCAGAAACUCUCUAACUUAAUUCUAAUUAGUCAUAUCAUUAAAAAUGCCCAGAGGAAGUCGCAGCCGAACAUCGAGGAUGGCUCCUCCGAGCUACUCCUCCCGGCCAGCGCCACCGCCCCCACCAGUGUCCAGAGCGGCUCCUCCACCGUCCUACACACCGGCUCAUGCCCCUCCGUCUGCAGUGGCUCCUCCUGCGGCUGCAGCUCCUAGACAGCCGGGAAUGUUCGCCCAGAUGGCCAGCACUGCAGCAGGAGUAGCAGUCGGCUCUGCUGUGGGACACACUAUAGGUCACGCUAUGACCGGCGGCUUCGGUGGCCACGGAAACUCAGAGGCUGCCAGGCCUGAUGUCACCUAUCAGGAACCCUAUCAGGGUCAGCCCGCGUACCAGCAGCAGCAGCCCAUGUACCAGCAGGACCUGGCGCAGCAGAACCCCUGCGCCUAUGAGCUGAAGCAGUUCAUCGAGUGUGCUCAGACACAGAGCGACCUCAAACUGUGCGAGGGAUUUAGCGAAGUGCUCAAACAAUGCAAAUUCUCUAACGGACUGUCGUGAGAUCGGAAUGAAGAUAGAGAGCCACUCACCACAUUCUACAUUCAGAAUAAAGUGUAAUUUUACAGAAGCUCAACAGGAGGCUUAGAAUAAUCAGAUCAGUAUUUAAACAGCAUUUCUUUGGUGAAAGCAGAAGCACUGUAUAAUUGUAGACCUAUGUUUAAUAUUUAUGUAUUUUGGUGAGAUGAGCUGCUUUAAUCCUGAUUCAUGAUAAAUAUUUCAGCUUUCCAUAGUUCAGAAAAGAUAUUGCGAUGUUAAUGUAAACAUGUAAACAUAAUAAACUCUAAAACUGCUGUUUCAUUACGA
Messenger RNA from Colossoma macropomum (tambaqui), 953 nucleotides. RefSeq names its product coiled-coil-helix-coiled-coil-helix domain containing 2 (gene chchd2). Gene Ontology annotation, biological process: mitochondrion organization; positive regulation of transcription by RNA polymerase II. Bases 144 to 650 code for a protein of 168 amino acids. The transcript has 4 exons. The record is from RefSeq and is a predicted model, not a curated record. Gene Ontology annotation, cellular component: nucleus; mitochondrion. Lineage: Eukaryota; Metazoa; Chordata; Actinopteri; Characiformes; Serrasalmidae. Gene Ontology annotation, molecular function: sequence-specific DNA binding.